Scutellospora calospora is the source of this 459-nucleotide messenger RNA. NCBI's taxonomy places the organism in Eukaryota, Fungi, Glomeromycota, Glomeromycetes, Diversisporales, Gigasporaceae. The record is from the annotation of a GenBank genome assembly.
GAUUUGAGGGUUUACACGGUUUGGCGCUCGGAAGUUGCACAUUACAAGGCUCAUCAAAUGUCGUAUCGCAAAACUGGUACAGAAUGGGAAAUUUUAGGAGAUUUGGCAGCAAGGCUACAUCAUAAGGACGAUGCCAAAGAUGCAUACACACGUUGUCUUGAUAAUAAAUUUUCGGCUAAAGCCUGGCUAAGGCUGCUGGAAUUUUAUGCAGAGGAAGGAGAUGUACAACAUGCUUUGAAUGCUGUAGUAAGAUUAUCUGUAUACCAUGAAAGAUGGUAUCAUGAAAUAAUUUAUCCAACCGCUAUUGCAUAUAAUCUUAAUAAAUUGAUUCGAACCGAGGGGCUUUCUAAAAUACAUUACAAUCUUAUCUCGAUGAAUUUAACACCGCCUGUAGCCAAGUUGGUUACAAGAUACCUUAUGUUUGCCGAAAAUUUUAAAACUCCUGGAUCGGAUUUUUAA